AUGUAUCGGAAGUUGUCUAAGUUAGAACACUCGGAAAUAAAACAACUUCUUACAGAAGCUAAUAUAGAUGUUGCAAAACAUUACACAACAAACAAAAAAGCACUCGCUGACAUCCUCAAUGACUAUAAUGGUGCAAUAAGUUAUGAUAGAAUUCAUGAGUUCAUAAAGCCGCAACGCGGCGAGGACGAAGUUCAUGCAAUAGCAUUUCCUUUAAAUGACAUUGCUAUUGACUUAUAUCAUAGACGUUCAGUACCUCAUGAAGUAAGAAGAGAAAUGUUUGACAUAACAAAUGCAAACGUUGGUGAAACAAGAAGAAGAGACGACACACUGAAACAACAGAGAAGAGAGAUGUUUAAAAGUGCUAUAGAACAAGUUCGUAAAGCUAACGAUGUCAUUCGUUCCAUUGACGACAAACCAAAAGAAGGUGAGAGAUGGUUAAAGAAAGAUGAAGAGAAUAGGAAGAGAAAUGUGAAGUCAGGCAAUAGACUCAUUGACUUUAACAUCGAAGCUUUAGAUGAACCAAACAGAGACUACUUACACAAACAUUUCGGUAAGGUUUUCAUGAGACUCUUAGAGAAGAUUAAAAUAAACUCCCAACAAAGAUGGAUGGUAUGUUAUAAACUUGGUGGAAAGUAUGAAUUUUCUACGUUAAACCUCAAUAAUAUUGGAACAUUACUACAUCAGCUCUUGAAGGAGAACUUUAUAUCAGAGAUAGAAGCAAAUGCUGCAG
This is a messenger RNA of Trichomonas vaginalis G3, 730 nucleotides long. RefSeq names its product organellar and viral DNA polymerase type B. The transcript has a single exon. The annotation marks the transcript as partial. The record is from RefSeq and is a predicted model, not a curated record. Lineage: Eukaryota; Parabasalia; Trichomonadida; Trichomonadidae.